AUGAUUAGACAUUUCGAAAUUUUUACAGUUGAGCGUCGUCUGGUUCAAAUUUCUCAACUUUCUUCUCUAAAAGACACUCGUCUUGGAAUUGACGGUACACAUUGGCUUAGGAAACUUUUGCAAACCUCUGCAAAGGAAUCUGCGACCACGGCACUAGGCGGAAUACCAAUUGGAUUACGAUCAGCAAUAGAAAAGGAAUUAGAAUUAAUCAAAUCAUACGGAAUUACGCCAGUUUUUGUGUUUAAUGGACUUAAUAUAAUUCGAAAAGAUAAACCAUUCUCAACGGAGGAUACAAGACCCUCGAAACGUGCUCAAGCUUGGGAAGCUUAUGAGAAGGGUCGAGUGGAACAAGCUUACAGUAGCUGGGCAUCAGCAGUGUCUGGAUUCGUGCAUCAACCAGACUUGUUAUAUCUUGUUUUCAGUAUUUUGAAGGAGAAUGAUGUGGAAUUUAUGCGUGCUCCUUAUUUGGCUUGGGGACAGUUAGUGUAUUUAGAACGUCAUCAAAAAGGAUUCAUCCACGCAAUCUACGGUGGAUCUGAAUUAUUGAUGUAUGAUGUUGACAAAGUUAUCAUAAACUUGGAUUUAGAGAAAGGUACAUACUCUUGGCUCAACAAGAAAUCAAUUUUGAAUGACCUUGAUAUAACAGACGAACAAUUUCUUGAUGUUUGUAUUCUUGCGGGCUUUGAAUAUUGUAUCACCUUCCCGCCUCUUAGUUCCGAUUAUAGCGGCUUCACCUUUAAAAGUGUUCAUGAUUUAAUUAAGCAAUAUCGUACUGGAUUCAAUGCUGUUCAAAGCUAUGGGAAUCACGCGGGAGUGACCAAACACAAUUACGCAGAAGUAUAUUGUCGCACCAGGUGUGCCAUAAAAUUUCAUAUGGUGUUGACAGAUGAGGGAAAGGUCGAAUCAUUGAACCUCGAAAAUGCACCAAGUGAUAUUCAUGAUGUCAUUGGGUAUCGUUUACCUGAUGAAGUAUAUUAUUAUUUAUCCAAGGGUUUAAUGUCACCUCAGGUUAUUAACACUUUAAUUUCUGGUGUCCUGAUUGAAAAUUCGCCUUUGUGCAAUGGAGAAACUAUAGAGUAUAAAAAUUUCCUUGGUCAAUUACUUGAGCUCCGAACGCAAGCCAUGAGUUUGCUCACGCAGCCUUUGCACCAGUUUUAUCAAUCUAGGCGAGUUGUUAGUGUCUAUUGGUUUGAGCCAGGUAACGAACACCAUUUAAACCAUGGUGCACAGCCAAGCGUACAUGAAACUUUAAAUACUUGGAACGUUUUGGAAAGAGGAUUGGAAGAAGAGAAAAAGGCGCAAAAGACAUCCGUUAUCGAUAUUGCUUUCUGUUUGAAAGCAACAGCUACGGAGGAUCAGGCUGUCAAAACGGUGAUGCCAAAAAACAAUGAUAAAAUUAUUGAAUCUAAAGAUGAAAUUUUGGCUAAUGUGUUGUGGAAACUUUUGGACCUAAGGAAGUUCUUGACUUCAUCACAUACGCAUACUGCGUGGGGUAUUGCAUUUAAAAAGGCUCUAGCUACAUUCAAGCCUAACGUUAGGUCACAUCAUGAACAAUUAUUCUCUGCAUUAGAAUUAAUACGUUUUGGAUAUUUGAAUGGUAAUAAUCUUAGCAGAACGUAUUAUACAUCAUCAAUCGCUGUUAACGAUGAGGAGAAAAGACAUAUCCUCCUCCUUUCAAGGACUCUGAGUUUAAUCCCUGCAAAGUUCAAGGGAGUUUCUUGGAAUGGACCACUUAGCCGAGAGCUUUUAGCUUUUAAUAGCUUUGUAAGAGCAUUGAAUCGUUCUUUGCGAAAUUUGUGUGAAAUGUUAACUUUAUCAAUGUUUCUUAAUGGGGAUUGUGUUAGAGAUAGACAGGAUCUCCUUGAAAUCGCUUUAAGUUUACCAUUCUUGUAUGAUGCCAAUACAGGAAUGGGAAUAAUCGCUAAAACGUACCUUGAAACUGUAAUUAAGCUAUCAAAAGAUAAUGAUAGCAAGGGCUCAACGAGAUCACACGUAUCUGAAGCGUUAAAGAAACUCGAUGAAACUUUUACGGGGUGCAUAAAUGUGAAAGUAGAUUUAGAGAAUGGACUUGCAUUUUGGGAUGAGGUUAUGAUCGCGAUAAAUUCUCUCAAAGCAAGUGGGGCUAUUUCUAAUGAAACUGCAUCGCAAUUCAUAAACACGAACAAUUGGUUAUCUUCUAGAAGACCAUAA
Molecule: messenger RNA, 2190 nt
Organism: Funneliformis caledonium
Lineage: Eukaryota; Fungi; Glomeromycota; Glomeromycetes; Glomerales; Glomeraceae
Source: the annotation of a GenBank genome assembly